Molecule: messenger RNA, 633 nt
Organism: Rotaria sordida
Lineage: Eukaryota; Metazoa; Rotifera; Eurotatoria; Philodinida; Philodinidae
Source: the annotation of a GenBank genome assembly
AUGAAACUUAUUGGUUCAAAUAUAUUUGAUAUAAAUUUAUAUCAUAUAACAUUACCACAAGCAAUGAUGAAUUUAUAUGAACAAAUAUUAAAUAAUACUAAACUUGAUGUACAAUUUCUUAUUGAUAAUAAAAUAAUAAAUGUACAUCGAAAUAUUUUAUGUUGUCGUUGUUUAUAUUUUCGUACAUUAUUACUAAAUGAUUUUAAUGAAAAAUAUCAAAUAAAACCAAUUGAAUUAACUGAUAUUGAUUAUGAAACAUUUAUUGAAUUAUUAUUUUUUAUUUAUAAUGGUACAUAUCAUAAAAAUAUAACAUAUGAUAUAGCUAUUAAAUGUAUGCUUUAUUCAAAUAAAAUAAAUUUUUUAAUAGGAAAAAAUGCUGCAUUAGAAAAAAUUUGUUAUUAUUUAUGUUUAGAUCAUAAUUUAAUUUUACCAAUGUAUUGUUCUAUUAAACAAUUCUCAUCAGAAUUUGAUUUAUUAUUAGAUUAUAUUUAUGAAUUAUGUUCACAAUAUAUGAAUGAAAUAUGUCAACAAAAAGAAUUUUCUAAACUUGAUAAAGAUUUAUUAAUUGAUUUAAUAUAUCAAUCAACUCAACGACGUGAAAUUCGUGAAAAAGAAAAAAAAAUAAUCAAAUGA